This is a messenger RNA of Paracoccidioides brasiliensis Pb18, 1185 nucleotides long. RefSeq lists its product as uncharacterized. The record is from RefSeq and is a predicted model, not a curated record. Gene Ontology annotation, cellular component: cytoplasm; nucleus. The coding region runs from base 1 to 1185 and encodes 394 amino acids. Gene Ontology annotation, molecular function: RNA polymerase core enzyme binding; RNA polymerase II CTD heptapeptide repeat phosphatase activity. The transcript has a single exon.
AUGGCAAAUAUCAACCCCAACAAUAUUUCACCCAGAACAUCAUCCAACAUGAAGUCUUCUCUCCCUUCAAUACACGCAGCUUUCACCAGAGAUACACCCCCCUCCACACGCCCAAACUCCCAUACAACCAGACCCACAACGACGACGAUGACACCUGCAACAAACCAACGCAAGCCAGUCCCCAACACCCGCCACCUAGCUAUAGCUCUUCACCACGCACACCAAAUCCAGGCUCGCAAAGAUACCGAAUCCCUCAUCCUCUCCCGCAUAGAAUACCUCCUCUCCUUCCCCAGCCACCCCUUAGCUCUCACCUCCUCCCCGUCCCCCGAUGAUGUCAAAGCCUUCAAAGAAGCUCUCCUCCCCUUCCAACCAUCCGACUACGACAAUCUAAUCCUUGAACGGAACAUCGAGGGCCGCUGCGGUUACGUGCUAUGCGCAAAUGAGCAUAGGAGGGAGGAGCCGAAGGCUAAAUUUAGGGUUGUCUGGGGGAAGAAGGGUAGUGGUCCUGGUGGGCGGGGAAGGGAGAUGAAGGUUGUCCCCAAGGAACAGAUUGAGAAGUGGUGUUCGGAUGAGUGUGCGGAGCGGGCUAUGUAUAUUCGUGUGCAGCUUAUUGAGCAACCGGCGUGGGAGAGGGGGCCUGGUAGUGCGGUGGAGAUUUUGUUGUUGGAGGAAGGGAGGGCGAGGAGGGAGAGGAAAAGGGAAAGGGAGAGUUUGGUAAAAGUGUGCGGAGAGGGGAAGGGGAAAGAGAGGGAGAGCGAGAGUGAAUUGGUGGAUGAGGAGCGGGUAAGGGAUACGGGGGAUAUUGAUGAGGCUAUGCGUAAACUUGUCAUUAGUGAUAAGAGCUUGGAUCCGGAAGGGAUUUUGCAGGGUAUGGAUCAGUUGGCUGUCUACGGGACGGAUAUGCAGAUGGAGGAAAGUAGUAACCAUAUUGGUCAAGCUGCGCUUGCUAUUGAGAGGGGGGAUAGCGCUCCGCGACCCGGACUGGAUGCUGGACGGGUUGGGGUGAACAUCUUUGAGAAGCACCCGCGUACUGGUGGUCUUGGUGCUGUCGAGGCGCCAUCAACGCGAAUGGAGGAUUUACAAGGUGGCUCCAUUGAGGGCUUUGACCCCGGGCAGCUUGGUACACCCAGGCCAGAUGCAAUGGAUGGCAUCGAGGAGGACAAUGACAUACUACCAACUAUUUAG